Molecule: messenger RNA, 636 nt
Organism: Penicillium nucicola
Lineage: Eukaryota; Fungi; Ascomycota; Eurotiomycetes; Eurotiales; Aspergillaceae
Product: GNAT family N-acetyltransferase
Exons: 1
Coding region: 1-636 (211 amino acids)
Molecular function (GO): acyltransferase activity, transferring groups other than amino-acyl groups
Source: RefSeq, a predicted model, not a curated record
AUGGCAUCGAACUACGCCCCAAAACAGAUUUUUGUGUCUAAGCGCCUGUUCUACCGAGCUAUCGAGGACAAUGAAGAAGAUAAGACAUUUAUCAAGCAAAAAAUACUCAACGAUCACACCAUUCAAGCUAUGAGCACAAAUCGGUUACCAAGGCCAGCGCACUCCGCUGAUGACCUUGUAAAGAUGUUCCGCGAGGCAAUGCUAGGUGUCAUGAUCUGUCUUCAACCUGAACAUCAAUCGAGUGAUGAUACGGAGCUUCCCUCUAACAUCGAGACCUCCAAAGCGACAAUCAUCGGCCAUAUGGGCAUAUUCAACCAUCUUGGCCCAGAGACGAGCCAUCACCGCAACGUGAUGUUGGGCAUAUCGCUUGCGUCCGAUUUUCGGGGCAAAGGAUAUGGCGGAGAAGCUAUCAAUUGGGGACUCGACUGGGCAUUUCUCCAUGCUGGGCUUCACAGAGUUGGUCUGGCUGCGUUUUCGUACAAUGAAAGCGCGGUAAGACUUUAUAGAAAACUGGGCUUUGUGCAAGAUGGCCGCGAACGCGAGGCUGUCUAUCACCGUCGUGUCUGGCAUGACGUGAUUCUCUUCUCUAUGCUUGAGCAUGAAUGGGAAAGUUUGCGGGGAAUAGAGAAAAGCUGA